This is a messenger RNA of Phaethon lepturus (White-tailed tropicbird), 302 nucleotides long. RefSeq names its product NHP2 ribonucleoprotein (gene NHP2). Gene Ontology annotation, molecular function: box H/ACA snoRNA binding. Gene Ontology annotation, cellular component: box H/ACA snoRNP complex. The annotation marks the transcript as partial. Gene Ontology annotation, biological process: rRNA pseudouridine synthesis; snRNA pseudouridine synthesis. The transcript is spliced from 3 exons. NCBI's taxonomy places the organism in Eukaryota, Metazoa, Chordata, Aves, Phaethontiformes, Phaethontidae. The record is from RefSeq and is a predicted model, not a curated record.
CGGCCAAGCACAAGCAGAUUCGUCGCGGUGUGAAGGAGGUCCAGAAGUUCAUCAACAAGGGCGAGAAGGGGAUCACGGUGCUGGCCGGCGACACGCUGCCUAUCGAUGUGUACUGCCACAUCCCCAUCAUGUGCGAGGACAGGAGCCUCCCCUACGCAUACGUCCCUUCCAAAUCGGACCUGGGAGCCGCAGCCGGCUCGAAGCGCCCAACCUGCGUUAUCAUGAUCAAGCCCCACGAGGAGUACCAGGAGACCUACGAUGAGUGCUUGGAGGAGGUGGGGGCCCUGCCCCUGCCACUGUGA